UCUGCAGAGCUAGCAAGAAUGGCCACAGUCAAUCAAGAAGCAGCCUUCAGAGCAUGGGUAGAAAGAAAAAACAAAGAACACAGAGAAGCUCUGGCAGCAGAGAAAAGAGAAAUGGAGAGAGAAAGAAAAGCUUACCAAGAAAGAAUGGCUAAAGGAAGAGCUGCCUACAAGUCCUGGCUGAGAAAAGUGGAGCUGGAGGAUGAAGAAAUACACAGAGAAGCAAUAAGAAAGAGGCAGAAAGAUGCAAUGGAGAGAGAGAGCAGGAACAAAAGAGAGCUAGAGUCUGCAAGAGGUUACAGAGAAUGGAAGAGAAGGAAAGAAACUGAAGAAAAAAUAAGAAGAGCUGCCAAUGGAGACUACACAAUCGACCAAAGAAGCGAAACUCCAGCUCUCCCUGGCUACUUGAGUGUGUGGUCAUGUGACAGUCACAUGACUGAUUUAAUCACGUCAAGGGUCAAACGCCCACUCACUUACAGUCUGACUGAUCUUCGAGAUAAGUGGAAGCCUACGAUAGAGACAAAUUAAAUAAUUAUAAUUAUUAGUGAAUUUGUGCUUGCCUGUAUUAUAAUUGAAUGUAGAACAACAAUCUGGUGUAGACUAUCAAAAUAGUUUAUGACUUAAAUAAUAGCAAAAGUAAUAAAUAAAAUAAUAAUAAAAAUAAUAAUAAAACUAAUAGCAAGAGUACAUAAUAUUUAGAGCAAUGCAGCAGUAGCAAUUGCAGCAUUUACAGCAUA
Molecule: messenger RNA, 734 nt
Organism: Amphimedon queenslandica
Lineage: Eukaryota; Metazoa; Porifera; Demospongiae; Haplosclerida; Niphatidae
Product: microtubule-associated protein 9-like
Exons: 4
Coding region: 19-525 (168 amino acids)
Source: RefSeq, a predicted model, not a curated record